Nothobranchius furzeri (turquoise killifish) is the source of this 1163-nucleotide messenger RNA. It is a transcript of the gene ppp1r14aa, whose product is annotated as protein phosphatase 1, regulatory (inhibitor) subunit 14Aa. Gene Ontology annotation, cellular component: cytoplasm. Lineage: Eukaryota; Metazoa; Chordata; Actinopteri; Cyprinodontiformes; Nothobranchiidae. Gene Ontology annotation, biological process: regulation of phosphorylation. The record is from RefSeq and is a predicted model, not a curated record. Gene Ontology annotation, molecular function: protein serine/threonine phosphatase inhibitor activity.
GUGCUGCAGCUGGAGCUGUUCUCCACCAGAGCUCUUCUGACCCAGCUGAUGGUUCAGUGUCAUGACUAAAGCGCUGAAGCGUUUUUUUACAGCAACAGCCGGAGCUCCGGGACCCGGAGGGGCCGCCCAGCUCCCAUCUCCUCCCUGCUUCUGCCAAACAAAAGCUCCAGUCUGCACAACCACAGGCAGCAGCGAUGGAAGCUGACCGGACCGGACGGGAUGAGCUUCAUUUAUCCGACCCAGACUCCCCUGAGGAGCAGGGGGGUCCGGUACCGAAGAGACACGCCCGGGUCACAGUGAAGUACAACCGGAAGGAGCUGCAGAGGAGGCUCGACGUGGAGAAGUGGAUCGACGAGAGUCUGGACCGGCUGUACCGGGGUCAGGAGAGUGACAUGCCAGAAGAGGUGAACAUUGAUGAUUUGAUCGACCUGCCAACUGAUGAGGAGAGAGUUCAGAAGUUAAAGGAACUUCUUCAUAAAUGUAACAGCAGCACUGAGACCUUCAUCAAAGACCUGGUGGUGAAGUUGGUAGGAGUCCACAAGCAGGAGGAGCUGCAGAGUGAAGGCAUUGAACAUCCGGUCAUAUGCCACACCCAUCACCGCCAUGAGCCCUAUCACUUCAACAGCCCACAGCACCACCAUCACCCCCGAGGACAAAACCAGACCCUCUGAUGACCCCACCCACCAUAAACUGAAGCAUGAAGGCACAGUCUUGUGGGCUAGAGGUCAAUGAAGGACCCCACCAGAAGAGAAGUGCUCCUUGUUGAAGGCUGGAGGAGCAACACAUAUUUGUUUUAUCUUGAACCCUUCAGAACAGCUGGGCAGAAACUGAGACAGCCAGUCUGAUUUAGUCUGGAGACCAGAGAAAUCCAUCUGUCAAACAUUUUAAAGCAAACAACAUCUUUACAGACUCUGAUAACUUGAAAGAUUUCAAAAGGUCUCAGCUUUGGUCUUUAGUCUAGACCACAACAGACUGACUGUAAACACAGUGGUUUCUUGAGAUUAUUACUGCAAAUUAAACAGAAAUUAUAACCUAAUAAUUGAAUCAUAGACAGAUUAAUGAGUCCUCUGCCCAUAAAAGCCUUCUGUUUGGCCUGUCUGUUGUCUUUGGGUUUACGACACUAACCACAUGUAAAUAACUUCAAAUAAACAUAUUUAUCCUAA